CUUACUUUACUAAGAAAAGUAGCUUUACAUAGCAUCGAAAAGGAAAGUGAAAGCAAAACUUUCAACUUCAAUAAAAGUUGGUGCACAAGCAGCACACAGCAGACAGCACCAUGACUGAGUUUCAUCAAGAACCCAGGCCUGGAGACCUGAUUGAGAUUUUCCGCAUUGGCUAUGAGCACUGGGCCAUCUAUGUGGGAGGCGGUUAUGUGAUCCAUCUGACUCCCCCAAGUGAGUACCCUGGGGCCGGCUCCAGCAGCGUCUUCUCUGUGCUGAGCAACAGAGCCGUGGUGAGACGGGACCGCCUGCAGGAUGUGGUGGGGAACUGCCGCUAUAGGGUCAACAAUCACUUGGACCACAAAUACACACCAAGGCCUGUGAAUGAGAUCAUCUACUCUGCAAAGCAGAAGAUUGGUCAGGAGAUGCCAUACAGUCUUCUGAGCAGAAACUGUGAGCAUUUUGUCACCAACCUGAGAUAUGGUGAACCCCACAGCAGGCAGGUGACAAAUGUCCUGAUUGGAGGAGGGGCAACCCUGGGAAUUGGCUUCAUUGCUGUUCUUGGAUACUCUCUUUUAAAGCGGCGAUCCCAAAACCAGUGACAGCCUGAAGGAGCCACAAAUCCUGCAUCUGGGCACAUCAAUGGAGACACCUCACGGCUCUUCUGUCUGCUGGACCCUUGCCCUCAGGCAACCUUGGUUCUGUUUCUCCCCUUCCCUCACUCACUGGCUGAAGGAUGGGCUAAUUGUAUCAAAACCAAAGAAUCAAUCAGUAAGUGUAUCUUAAGAAAGGAA
Messenger RNA from Canis lupus familiaris (dog), 788 nucleotides. RefSeq names its product phospholipase A and acyltransferase 4 (gene PLAAT4). The transcript has 4 exons. Lineage: Eukaryota; Metazoa; Chordata; Mammalia; Carnivora; Canidae. The record is from RefSeq and is a predicted model, not a curated record. Gene Ontology annotation, biological process: N-acylphosphatidylethanolamine metabolic process. The coding region runs from base 111 to 596 and encodes 161 amino acids. Gene Ontology annotation, molecular function: A2-type glycerophospholipase activity; glycerophospholipid phospholipase A1 activity. Gene Ontology annotation, cellular component: cytoplasm.